Laetiporus sulphureus 93-53 is the source of this 387-nucleotide messenger RNA. RefSeq lists its product as uncharacterized. Bases 1 to 387 code for a protein of 128 amino acids. The record is from RefSeq and is a predicted model, not a curated record. Lineage: Eukaryota; Fungi; Basidiomycota; Agaricomycetes; Polyporales; Laetiporaceae. The transcript has a single exon.
AUGAAGGGAUCACUCUCACUCUGGGUUGUCGAACCAAUCAUCGAGAACAUGCUCCAGUGCAAAUGUAUCCUGGACCAGGGUGUGCAGAUAUGCGUCAUGUGGAAGGAUGUCUGGGAAGAUCUUGGAGCCCCUCUCAACCUGGACAGAGUGAUUCUUCUGGAGACUGUGAACACCUUGGUGAUAAAGAUGGUCAGGAAGCUGCUGUGUGUUUGGCUCCACUUCAGGUCAGUUGUCAUUGCAGUACAAGUUCAGGUAGUGCACCAUGCACCAUUCAAAAUCUUCUUGGGUGGCCGUUCUUUGCUACAGCAGCUUGCGAGACUUGAGACUUUGCCUCCGGAGAGCAGCAGAUCACAUUCACAGAUCCACACUCGGGGAAGUGGGUCAUAG